Molecule: messenger RNA, 462 nt
Organism: Menidia menidia (Atlantic silverside)
Lineage: Eukaryota; Metazoa; Chordata; Actinopteri; Atheriniformes; Atherinopsidae
Source: the annotation of a GenBank genome assembly
CUGCUUCCAUGCUAUUGGCUAUUAGCAGGUUUUAAUGAGGGCUUUUCCCGCCUCCCUCCUGGUCCCUGCAUAGGCGACACCCUGAGCAGCAGCCCCUGCAGCACCCCCAUGGGCAGCCUGGAGUCCCUGUCCUCCCACUCCUCCGAGCAGAACCCCUCCUCUAAAGCCGGACCCCCCCCCACCGACCCCAGGACCCCCGUGGGGGUCAGCAGCCCUGAGUCCAGCUCCAGAGAGGAGGCCAACCGGACGGAUGUGGAGUCUGAAGACGCCCUCAGCCUGUCGUCUCUGCCUCUGUCUGACGGACGCAGGAGCUGCUCUGGAUCUGCUCAGAGUUUGUCCACCCUGGAGUCCAAAGAGAGUCUGACCCCUGCAGGACAUCCAGAUCUGCCUCCCAAACAAGUCAUCCGCCGCCGGAUGGACACCUCCGUCGCCAACGGUUACCAAAGGCCCGGCUCCGUGUAA